Molecule: messenger RNA, 345 nt
Organism: Penicillium riverlandense
Lineage: Eukaryota; Fungi; Ascomycota; Eurotiomycetes; Eurotiales; Aspergillaceae
Product: DUF2423 domain-containing protein
Exons: 3
Coding region: 1-345 (114 amino acids)
Cellular component (GO): preribosome, large subunit precursor
Source: RefSeq, a predicted model, not a curated record
AUGGCAAAGAGUGUCCGAGCCAGCGUCUCCAAGCGCAACAAGGCAGCGCUGCGCAAAAAGGUCUUUGGUCCCGUCGUCGACGCCCGGACGGAAAGGCUGGCGGCCAAACUCCAAGAGAUUGCCUCGCAGCCGCGGCCAGAACGAGAGAAGGCAGACGAUGAAGAUCAAGAUGCGGCUGCCGCCACCAAGGACUCGCAGAAUGGCGAAGAGAUGGACCUUGACACCGCGUCUAAGGAUACCAAAAGCAAGUCCAAGUCCGGGCGUGUGCAGAAGCGCAACCGGCGCGCCCGACCGUCGAUAGUGUUCCAGAAAUACUCGUCCAAGAAGGGCUCGAAGAAGAAGUGA